CGCCCGCCCCGCCGGCCCGCAGCCCCUGGCGCCCUGAGGAGCCCGGGAAGAGGCCGGCACCAGCCAGGCCAGCGCGAGCCCGAGUGCCACCCGGCCGGAUCGAGAAACGCCGGAGGAAGUUUGUCCCCUUCCGCGCGCCGUGGCGCCCGGGGUGGGAGCGCGCGACAUGGGCGAGACCAUGUCCAAGAGGCUGAGGCUGCACCUAGGCGGCGAAGGAGACAUGGAGCGGGCAUUCGCCAACCCCUUCCCGGACUACGACGCCGCCGGCGCCGCGGGGCUUGGUGCCGGGGCGGCCGAGGAGACGAGCGGCACUCGGCCCUCGCCCGCCGCCGACGAGCCCGGCCUCCCUUUCCACCCCGACGGGAAGAUCAUUCAGAAUUUCACUAGGAGGAUUCAGACCAAAAUCAAAGAUCUUCUGCAGCAAAUGGAAGAAGGGCUGAAGACAGCUGAUCCUCAUGAUUGCUCUGCUUAUACUGGUUGGACAGGAGUAGCCCUCUUGUACCUGCAACUGUACCGGGUCACUGGUGACCAGACUCACCUGCUCCGAUCCCUGGAUUACGUCAAGAGGACACUUCGGAACCUGAGUGGCCGCAGGGUCACUUUCCUCUGUGGAGACGCUGGGCCACUCGCUGUGGGAGCCGUGAUAUAUCAUAAACUCAAGAGUGACUGCGAGUCCCAGGAAUGCAUCACAAAACUUCUGCAGUUGCACAGAACUGUCGUCUGCCAGGAGUCUGAGCUUCCUGAUGAGUUGCUGUAUGGACGGGCAGGGUAUCUGUAUGCCUUACUGUACGUGAACACGGAGAUUGGCCCAGGCACCGUGAGCGAAUCUGCUGUUAGAGAGGUAGUCAAUGCUAUUAUUGAAUCGGGGAAGACUUUGUCAAGGGAAGAAAGAAAAGCUGAGCGCUGUCCCUUGUUGUAUCAGUGGCACAGGAAGCAAUAUGUUGGAGCAGCCCAUGGCAUGGCUGGAAUCUACUACAUGUUAAUGCAGCCAUCAGCAAAAGUGGACCAAGAAACCUUGACAGAAAUGGUGAAGCCUAGUAUCGAUUAUGUGCGCCACAAAAAAUUCCGAUCUGGGAAUUAUCCAUCUUCAUUAAGCAAUGAAACAGAUCGCUUGGUACACUGGUGCCACGGUGCCCCUGGAGUCAUCCACAUGCUCCUGCAGGCUUACCAGGUUUUUAAGGAGGAGAAGUACUUAAAAGAGGCCAUGGAGUGCAGCGAUGUGAUUUGGCAGCGAGGUCUUCUCCGGAAGGGCUAUGGCAUCUGCCACGGCACUGCUGGGAACGGCUACUCCUUCCUGUCCCUUUACCAUCUCACACAGGACAGGAAGCACCUCUACCGAGCCUGCAAGUUUGCAGAGUGGUGUCUGGACUAUGGAGCGCAUGGGUGCCGCAUCCCUGACAGGCCCUAUUCCCUCUUUGAAGGCAUGGCCGGCGCCAUUCACUUCCUCUCCGACGUCCUCAUGCCAGAGACAUCACGGUUUCCAGCGUUUGAACUGAGCUCUUCCCAGAGGGAUUAAAAAGGUGCAAAAAGACAACUAAGAUACCCAUUGGACCAAAAGCCUCCAGACUGCCCAGUGCCUGACACACAAGCGUGAACCCUGGAAGGAGAAGAGCAGCGCCUUUCCAGGCCCUGCUGUUGGAGAGACCUCAAGUCAGAGCAUGAGUGACAGAAGCCACCCGUCAGCAUUUGUGACAGUGUUGCCCUCUGUGUAUGAAAUACAAAUUCUUCACAUCCGGUUCCUUGGUGUUUGCAUGUUCCCUGGUGUUGUCUUUAGGCAUGAGUUGUUCUCUUCACACGUGCACAGAGCAGGGCGUGCACAGGUUCCGUUGGCGGCUGCACUUCUGUGUAUAUGCAUAAGGGUAUCAUCUCUGUGGACAGCAGGGACUGUUGGGAGGCAUCUCCUGUAUAUUAGGAAGGUCAUCAAGGGCAGCAUCCUAGUGAGAAGGUCUUGGUGUUUUCCAUGGCUACCUUUCUGAAGAACAUGAGGAAAAGACCACUCCCAACACUGAGAAGGAACACUGGAGAAGAGAGCAUCUGCUGGAACAUUUGGGGAGAGCAUGGUUAAGGCCACCCCCUUCCUGUUUUGGGCUGGCCUUGGGAUUUCCAGAAGUUCGAGGGGGUCGCUGGGACUCCAUCAAGGCUCCUCUUGUUUUACCAACCUUACAUGAAGUUCAUGGGGCUCCUUGAGGUCCAAGGCAGCCCUGAGCUUCACAGUGCCAGUGCCAUGAGUAACCUUUACUGACCACAUUGUGAAUAGCAGUGACUAAAUGCUAGUAAUUCUAGAACUCACCCAGGUAUGUGUUAUUACAAUAGAUCCCAUCUCAGUUCUACCAUAUUAUACCGUAUUUUACCAUAUUAUAAGUUGUUAUUAUGUUAUUAUAAGAACAGUGGUUAAAUUGCAAAUGGAUGGUAGAUCACUAAAAGUUUGAAAUAAGCUUAGUUGUAAGAACAUAGAUCUAGUUGAGAAUUGUCCUAAGUAUAAAUUUGGAAUGAAUACAUUCCUUAUUUUUCAUGUACUUUGGGGGAAUAAAAUCAAAAGUACUAGUCUGGAUUUGUACAUAUGAGGAGCAACAUUCAUGUUCUAACCAAGAAAAUUACAGUAUCAUCUGAGUGACAUUUUCUUAAAGGGAUAUUGAUUUGGAUUAGCACCCCCUUAGUAAUUCUGUCCUAUAGAAUUCCAUUUUUAGAGCGGUUUUUGUUAUCAGGGUACAAAAGUGGCCUAGGCUUUCUAAGAACUUCUCCUUGUGUAAGGUAAGGUAUGCGUCACAGAAGACAGGACUUGGUCCUUGUGCACAGGGGUGUUUAAGGGUCCAUCAGGCCUGGUUUCCAGUCCUUUUGUAAAGAGAAAGGAAGAAUAUCUGUUUAGAAGACCAGUCGCCUUUUAUGCAUGUGCAGUUUUCCAGGCAUUGCUGAACCUGACAUGUGACCUUCAGUUUCUAAGGGAUGCCCUUGAGCCUCCUCAUUGCAGACAACCCUGCUUCCAAGUCACAGUUUCUUCCACAUUAGCGUGGUGGCUUAACCCUCAUGAUUAAGCUUUAAGUGACUUCCUGCCCACUGAUGGCUUUUCAGGGGGGUCCAGCACCCCAUUCUAGCCGAGGACCUCACAUGAUACCCAGUCUCAUCCAACAGCACAGUUCCCACCCUCCCGCCCAUGUCAUGGAAUAACAACACACACUGAGCUUGCUAAGGAGGCCCAGCUGCCUCCUUUCUGUGGGAGCAGAAAGUGGGACUCACCAAAGCCCUGGGCUCUCAGUAUAGCCCUACCCUGCAAAGGGAGACUGCAGGGGUGCCCUGAUUCCAGCCCAGUGCGCUUGCUCCUGUGCAUGUGUGAAAAUGACCUGCUCAACUUUCUGACCAGCAUGCUGAGGAGAGAGAAAAUACCCGUGGCACAAAUGGAGCAGAUUUAUUGUCAAGGUUGGAAAGCCUUCUGGGUCAACACCUUGCUCCUUAUCCUCUGGUUACUGACAGCUUGCAGUUCUGUGACUGCAUGGACCCCUUUUCUCAUUUCUGUUACAUGGGCUGCUGUAUGAAGGCCCAGCUCCCAGUUCCUACAGGCGGGGGGGAAAUGGCACAUACCGCAGAGGGAGGGGGGUCCAUGGACAUCCAGCUAACGGUUGUAAGUGUUCAGAAUCAGAUUUCACAGCAUCUCACGUCCAUUUAUUGGACUUGUUUGUGUCCAUAACUGUGUUUUCCAGAAUGUAAAAUUUAAAAAUAUGUACACCCACAAUACCAUUUUAAAAUCUGAAGGAAAGAAGUUGAUGUCCACAAAAAUUGUUUAGGGUUCUUUGGUUUUGUUAGUAAAAGCAGUUUUGUGGUGAUA
This is a messenger RNA of Heterocephalus glaber (naked mole-rat), 3820 nucleotides long. It is a transcript of the gene Lancl2, whose product is annotated as LanC like glutathione S-transferase 2. Gene Ontology annotation, biological process: carbohydrate metabolic process; peptide modification. Lineage: Eukaryota; Metazoa; Chordata; Mammalia; Rodentia; Bathyergidae. The record is from RefSeq and is a predicted model, not a curated record. Gene Ontology annotation, cellular component: plasma membrane.